This is a messenger RNA of Aureobasidium namibiae CBS 147.97, 999 nucleotides long. RefSeq lists its product as uncharacterized. The record is from RefSeq and is a predicted model, not a curated record. The transcript is spliced from 2 exons. Lineage: Eukaryota; Fungi; Ascomycota; Dothideomycetes; Dothideales; Saccotheciaceae. Bases 1 to 999 code for a protein of 332 amino acids.
AUGCUGUUGAUGUCCUCAUCGAAUCUUUUGUUUGCCUUGCUCGGUCUGGCUACCAUCGCUCAAUCAUGUCGCUCCUCGGUGUGGGCCAUCGGACUCAGCGCCAAUCAAACACUUGAGAACCACUUCAAAGCUAUAGGUCGCCCGCUCCUCGUCCAAGAACGCAGACUGGAUUUCAAUGGAUAUACCGCCUCUAUCUUGGGCAACGACAAAGCGACACUCAGGGCGAUUCGUAGCGACCCAAAUGUUGGGUUUAUGGUCAAGGUUCCUCAGGAUUAUUUCCACAAGUUCGACUUGUUCCUUGAAGCUGGCUGGGAUGAAGAAGAAGACGACGACAUUCACUACGAGAAAUUGCUUCCGGACUAUCAAUGGACCGAACUGCAGCCCCGAGACCCAGAAAUUAUUGAAUCCUUUGGAGGAAGAAGGGCGCCUCUGGAGUGGGAGGUCAAACUCGAAGAAGGCUACGCUCUUGACGUGCACAUCAACACCAUCACCCAACUGAAUCCAAGUGCCGUAUAUUCGAGAGAAAGCUCUUAUCGCAAGGAGACGCACAUCCUGACGUUCCGAUCCGAAGAACAAGAAAGAAAAUACUUGUCGUUGGUUUAUGAUGACCCCCGCGUCGAAGCCGUCUGGCCGAGUCGUUGUUACCAACCUGAGAUCACAUACUUCAUCGAGGUAGACGGCGAGCUUGUUCCGGGGUGGAAGGAUCCUUGUCUCUGGAAGUUAGGGUACCGCCAAUGGGACAAGGUAGGUACUCAAGCUCUACUGGAAGGCAGUACUCCUAAUCAAAUCUCGAAACAGGAGCCAGUCUCCAGCAAAGAAAGCAAGCCUGACAUAGUCUGGCAUGGAACGAUUAAACAACCUUCAUGGGAUACUCCUCCUGCUGCGUGGAAACGUGAGCGCUUUUGGUUCGCAUGGAAACGAGAAAAAGAGGCACUAGCUCUUGCAAAAGAUAUAGAGGAGGGAGGCAGGAAAUUUGCUGCGAAGCUAAUGAAGACAUAA